GGCACGAGAGGUUGACAGCAGAUGGAGAACUGACAACGCAUGACUGCACAGCUGUGGUCAGGGCCACCAAAGGAGACUUCCUGGCCAUCACCCGGAAGAAGUUCCAGAGUGGCUGAACAAGAAGACCACUGCAUUGGGGUACACAAGGAGCACAAGACGAGUGCUCAACAAGUGGCCACAUUUGCCCUUUCCCAACCUACAACUUACAACUUACUUGGACUUACAACCCGUAUAUCUGCCAAACAGACUGAGAGCAAGCAGUCAGAAUUUAUCAUCACCCAUGGCAAGUGGCCACAUUUGCCCUUUCCCAGGAGGAGGAUACUGUAAGUUGGAAAUAAUUUUCCUGUCAGAAACAGGAUGCAUUAAUUUAUCUUGACGUUAUUUAUGAAUGAAUGUAAUUAAUUUUUAUUUUUCCUCUGCAAACAGUGGUUUGAGCUGUACUACACGUGUUCGGCCACAACUCCAGUCCUGCAUCAGGAAGCGGAAGAGGGAGGAUAUGGAUGGGACUGAAGAGAGAUUCUUCAUCUCAUCCGCGAGUGGAAGAAUACACAAUCCCUCCAAUGACCUCCAACGGCUGCACAUAGGGUAUGGCAUCAGACCAUGGGUGACCAGCCAGAGAGCACACCGGGUCCUCGAGACAGCCACCAAGAGUCUGACUGACACAGAGAAGUCUCUGGUAGCUGACUAUCUGACACAUUCGACUGCUACAGCGGAGAAACAUUACCGCAUGAAGCAGGCAGACAACGUCGUGAGGGCUAGUCAGCUCCUGGAUUUGCUGGCUGGUCAGUCGAGCACUGAUCCUUCAGAAGGGGAAUCCAGCCGCGCUGCCCGUAGCAUUGCUCGCAGUGCUGCCCAGCAGAAGGCAGAGACGACAGAUCUGCAAAUGGAUUUAGAGGCAGCGUACAACCGGCGUGUAGAACAGCACCCGGUGACUCUGGAGGGUGGAGCACCAGAUAAGGCUCUGCGCGCCGACAUCUCACCUAGCUUUCAGCGGAAGCUGUACGAGCAAUGGGUGAAGGCCCAGAUGAUAUUCACUGUUAGUAUUUUUUAAAACUAUAUGUAAAAAGAUAUUUACCAAGUAAGGUGCUAUGUUCACAGUUGUGAAUUAUAGUUUUAACUAACAAAAUCUUUCCAUGUUUUCCUGACAGCGCGCUUUGGCCCUCGUCUACCCAGUGAGGAGAAGGUCAGCAAGUGGAUCUCUGAUCAGGGAUGGAGGAGCAACAUACCCAGUGCAGCCCAGUUCAUCAAAGAAUGGAAGCCCCAUGGAUCCGUGGACACAGCAUUGGACGCUAAACAGAUCCGGAGACUCACAAGGACCCAGAGGUGGAAAGGACUUGUUGUGACGGAAGAUGGAGGGAAGGGCAAGGGCGUCAUUGCUACCCGAAGAUUUCUGGCUGGUGAGGUGGUGAGUGACUACCACAGAAACUAGUGGUAGUCACACACCACCUAGUUUUCACACAGAAAACUAGUCAUGAUGACAAGGUCAUCUAACGUGUCCUUUUUUUCAGGUUGAAAACGUUGCACGUUUUCUGUGUUACAUGGACCCACGGGCACCAACCCUGGAAUUUGUCAGAGACAGAGAGAAGACGCAUUAUGUACAUGAAUACAUGUACAUAAUUUUUACUUGUACUUUCUA
Molecule: messenger RNA, 1636 nt
Organism: Ictalurus punctatus (channel catfish)
Lineage: Eukaryota; Metazoa; Chordata; Actinopteri; Siluriformes; Ictaluridae
Exons: 3
Coding region: 389-1051 (220 amino acids)
Source: RefSeq, a predicted model, not a curated record